UGUGGCAGGAACCUGGAAAAAGCCACGUCCCAGGCCUCUGAGGCGACUCUUUCGCGCCGGCCGCACGUCUCAAGCUGUGGGAUUGGGCCUUGGUCGCGGGGACGUCUCGGGUGACGACGGUUGGGCUGAGUUCCCAAGAGAUGGAUGAAACUGUUGCUGAGUUUUUCAGGAGGACCAUCUUGAAAAUCCCAAUAACUGAAAUGAUGACAGUCCUAAAAGCCUGGGAUUUUUUGUCUGAAAAUCAUCUGCAGACUGUAAACUUCCGGCAGAGGAAGGAAUCUCUUGUUCAGGACUUGGUUCUGCUUUGUGAGGAAAAGCGUGCAAGUCUCAAUGACGCAGCCCUUUUAGACAUCAUUUAUACUCAAUUUCAUCGGCACCAGAAAGUGUGGGAUGUCUUUCAGAUGAGCAGAAGACCAGGUGAAGACAUUGACCUUUUUGAUAUGGAGCAAUUCAAAAGUUCAUUCAAGAAAAUUCUUCAGAGAGCAUUAAAAAAUGUGACAGUCAGCUUCAGAGACACCGAGGAGAAUGCAGUAUGGAUUCGAAUUGCCUGGGGAACACAGUAUAGAAAGCCAAACCAGUACAAACCUGUUUACGUGGUGUAUUAUUCCCAAACUCCAUAUGCCUUCGUUGCUUCCUCUCUGCUGAAGAGCAACCUACCCCUUCUGGGUCAGGCACUGACAGUUGCUAGCAAACACCAUCAGAUUGUGAAAAUGGACCUCAGAAGCCGAUAUCUGGACUCUCUUAAGGCUAUUGUUUUCAAACAGUAUAAUCAGAACUUUGAAACUCACAACUCUACCACACCUCUACAAGAAAGAAGCCUUGGGCUAGAUAUAAAUAUAGUGGAUUCAAGGAUCAUUCAUGAAAACAGAGUAGAAAAAGAAAGAAUCCAGAGAGUGACUCAAGAAAUUUUUGGAGACUAUCCUCAACCAAGACUAGAAUUUGCACAAUAUAAGCUUGAAACAAAAUUCAAAAGUGACUUAAACAGGGGUAUCUUGGCUGAGAGAGAAGAACCGCUCCGUUGCCUGGUAAAGUUCUCUAGCCCGCAUCUUCUUGAAGCACUGAAAUCCUUAGCACCAGCCGGUAUUGCAGAUGCACCACUUUCUCCAUUGCUCACUUGCAUACCCAAUAAGGGAAUGAAUUAUUUUAAAAUCAGAGAUAAAUAAGAUGUAUGUGACUUUGCAAACACAGCAUCCUUGACUGUAUUGCAUACGCAUUUUAGUUAGCAGCUAGCUGGAUAGCUUCUGUCCAUAAACUUUGUUUUAGAAAUUAAUCCCUGAUAUUGACAAUUUAGAAAUGUUCAAUAUAAUUCUUGGGAUUGAGUCAUUCCUCCUCCUGCAAAGCAUAGCAGUUGUGGACCUUUAAGAUGUGGCAGAAUGUCUUUUUUCUCACUCCUGUCUCUCCUCGAUCUUGAAGAGGUCUAGUUCCAAUUGCUGGCUUCCAGGGAUUUUGUCUUAAGCCUUGGAUCAUGGAACAAAGCACCAGAAAACUAAAUCCAACUCAGAACUUUCUAGGAGAAUCGUAAAAUUAGUCCAUUCAAAGAAUAAAGUUGGGUGCAUUAAGUUAUUAUUGCAGGAGGCAGCAUAUCACAUCAUUCAGCUAUAUAAAAUAAUUACUUCAUUAUAAAAAUGAUACUUCUCAAUCUUUUUUAUCAUACAUAUGGCAUCCAAACUGACCAAUAUUAUACUGAUUUGUGAAUAAAGAUAUUUAAAAACUGGUA
Molecule: messenger RNA, 1717 nt
Organism: Vicugna pacos (alpaca)
Lineage: Eukaryota; Metazoa; Chordata; Mammalia; Artiodactyla; Camelidae
Gene: CENPN
Product: centromere protein N
Biological process (GO): chromosome segregation; CENP-A containing chromatin assembly
Cellular component (GO): nucleoplasm
Source: RefSeq, a predicted model, not a curated record